Messenger RNA from Beauveria bassiana ARSEF 2860, 2097 nucleotides. RefSeq names its product oligopeptide transporter. The transcript is spliced from 8 exons. The coding region runs from base 1 to 2097 and encodes 698 amino acids. The record is from RefSeq and is a predicted model, not a curated record. Gene Ontology annotation, cellular component: fungal-type vacuole membrane. NCBI's taxonomy places the organism in Eukaryota, Fungi, Ascomycota, Sordariomycetes, Hypocreales, Cordycipitaceae. Gene Ontology annotation, molecular function: oligopeptide transmembrane transporter activity.
AUGUCUGUCCACAGAGAAACGUCCAGCACAGACAGUGACGAGACAAGAGUCGAAGCGCUGGCCGCAUCAGACGUCGCAGAUCCCCCGGCCUCUUUGGACACUUUUGUGCCAUUUACCGAUAUACCGGCUUGUCAAGGCCAAAUCAUUACAUUUCGAGCGGCCAUUGUCGGAAUUCUUUGCGGCGUCCUCGUCAAUGCAUCCAACAUUUACAUUGGUCUCCGGGCCGGCUGGACCACCUCGGCCAAUGUCCUAGGCGCCAUUGUCAGCUUUGCUGUUUUAAAACGCACCUCUUCCUCUUUUGGUCCGCACGAGAAUAACAUUGCGCAAACCAUGGCGACGGCCUCUGGCGGCAUGUCCAACGUCUUCAUCUCGGGCAUCCCCGCGCUCUACCAGCUCAAUCUCCUCACGACGCCCGCCAAGGACUUUAUCCGUCUCGUCAUUCUCACCACCAUCGGAGGCUAUUUCGGUCUCCUCUCCAUCGUUCCCUUGCGCAAGUUCUUCAUCCACAAGGCGGCGCGAGACUUGAAUCUCGUUUUCCCCUCGUCCUUUGCGACGGCGGCAACAAUUCGCAGCAUGCACUCGGCGGCCGGCGGGGAGAAGCUGGCUCGCGAUAAGAUGAAAUGGACCGUAAUUGCUUUUGUAGCGGCCAUGGUGCUACGAGUCGCCUCUGUGUUUCUGCCAAAUGUUCUCUGGAACUGGCAUAUAUUUACCUGGGUUGCGCAUGCCCGACUGCCCGACCGCAUUACGAGAUUUGCCAUUGCGGCAGAGAGCUGGGGCUGGGUUCUAGAAUGGUCACCAGCAAUGAUUGGUUCUGGGUUUCUCGUUGAUUUUGGCGUUGCCUGUUCCUUCUUUGCCGGCGCCCUCUUUGCCUGGGGCCUGCUAGGACCGUACCUGGUAUCUGUUGACUUGGCUUUCGGCGAGUCCUCAAACAGCACAGACGCAGCGUUGCCGGGUCUCGCAUCUUACACGGCCAUGUCGAAUACGUAUUCUACCGCAGAGUAUCCAAGCCCUCGAUACUGGUUGUUGUGGCCUGGUGUCGCCUGCACUCUCGCCGUGGCGUUUUUAGAGCUUCUGUGUCAGUCGAACAAGAUCUGGAAACUCAUCUAUACUGCGAUAACGGGCCUACUACAGCCACUCCUACGCCGACGCGGUACUACUUCGUUUCAGUACGCGGCUGUCGACCAGGACCCCGAUCGGACAAAUGAGAAGCCAGUACCAAAUAACGAUAUCGAGUUAUGGAUGUGGCUUCCGGGCUUGAUCGUCGUUAUAAUUGUGGCUCUAUUCAUCUUGUUCUUUCAGUUCGGCAUGCCGCUCCUCGAGGCAGUCAUAGCCUUGGUCCUGUCGCUGUCUCUGACCUUGAUUGCCAUCCAAGCCACAGGAGCUACUGAUACGACUCCAAUCAAUGCCAUUUCAAAAGUCUCACAAAUAGCGCUCGGCACCAUUACGCGAGCCUCGGGAGCAUCCGUCGAGGCAGCUCAGCGGCUGAACUUGGUAGGCGCCAGCAUUACCAACAUUGGCGCAUGCCAAGGCUGUGACCUCAUGGGUGACUUUCGUGUUGGCUUCUUGCUCGGCACUCCAGCGCACCUCCAGUACGCCACUCAGCUCCUGGGCACCCUCGUCGCAUCCCUCGUCGCGCCCGCCAUCUUCCUUCUCUUCGCCACAGCCUACCCAUGCAUCAUCACGGGCGACGCAAGCACCUGCGACUUUCCCGCGCCAACAGUGGCGGCUUGGCGAGCAGUCGCCGUCGUUGCCAGCACCCCAAAUCCCUCGAUUCCUCUCUCUAGCGUUUACGUGUCCAUCCUCUUGGCGGCCAUUUCCAGCGUUUUGGUCGUUGCAAAGCACGUCCUCUGCAGCUCGGGCUAUGCCUGGACCAAGCCCUAUUGGCCCAACAUGAUGAUCUUUGGGCUGGCUUUUACGCUUCCCAAUGCGCAGACGGCGACGACUAUGAUGAUUGGCGGCGUGGUGGCGGCAAUAUGGCGAAUCAAGAGCGUCAAGCGGUUCGAGAUGUAUGCGUUUGGAGUGGCUGCUGGGUUUGUCGCUGGCGAAGGUAUUGGCGGCACAAUCAACUGCGCUUUGUCCAUAUUAGGCCUUGCAUAG